AUGUGGUCAGUGGUACACUUUAAAUUGGAUGAUACGGUUGAGGUUGUACCCGAAAAUUGGUGUAUUAAAAAAGGUUGUUGUGCAUGGCCGAAUACAAAAAAAAUAAGUGAAUUGAAAAAUGCAGUUAUUAACAGAAUAAAGCCGAAAAAAAACACGUUUAAUUUCUUUGAAGCACGGACUUUGGCUUCUAAUAUUGAUGAUUUUCAAGUGGCUCAAAAGAAAUGCUCUGUGGCAAAAACUAAAUCUGAUCUUUCGUCAUCAGAAGACACAUUAAAACAUCGAAAAGUCCGAAAACAAAAAGUUGUGAACAAUUCUGAUUCUGCAGAUGGAGAGUUUUCUGACAAUGAGUCAUCUGAUAGUAUGCCAUCAUUAUCUUCAACAGAUGAUGAACUUCAAGUUAAAAAGUCUAAUGAAUUAUCAUUAAAAUCUAGUAUGCAACAGCAAAAAUUAACAAUUUCUAAAGACCCUGGAUGGUCUCCUUUAAAAUGUUCGGUGAUUGAAUCUUCAGAUGCACAAAUUACAUCAACUCCAGUUCCUCAAAAAACUGACCCAUUUAUCACAGAUAUUAAAAGUUUGAAAUCUAAAUCCAAAUACUACCAUAAUGAUAUUGGUAAUAGUAGUGUUCCUUCAGAGGAUGAUGUAAAUGCACAGACAAAUCAUUCUAACAAAACUUCUUUGACCACCAAGAUAGCUAUUUUAUCUCCUCAAAAGUUUGUAGACAAUAGUAGUGGUUUAAACAGUACUAUCAUUGCUAAAGGAGAUCACCCACAUUCAUCAUUAGCUAAAAGAAGUUUAUUUUCUGACUUGGAUGAAUCUCCAAGCCUCGUUGUAAUUGACAGUCCGAUAAACAUUUCUUCAAGAACAUUAUCUGCUGACCAUUGUGUAAUCAUCAAAUCUACUGAAAGUAAAUCGUCUAAUUCAAAACAACAAAAAACUUUACAUAAAGAUGAACAGUAUGCAAAAUUGUUAAAUUUUAUGGUAACAACGAAAUACGAAUUAAGGUCAAUACAGGAAAAAUUGGACAUCAUUAUUCAGCGAGAUGAAGAAAAAAACUUAACAAAAACUAAUGAUUUUAGUAUAUAUGACACUGCUGAUAUAGAUACUAAACUACCAAUCAAAACUCAAGAAAAAUUGGAAGAAUUAGAAAAUGAAUUGUCUAACAAUAAACAUUAUCGGUGUCUGAUGGUGAAACGUUUAUCAUCUGUGGGUGGAAGGUCGAUAAAAAUCAUGGUUAAACGAAUAAUGGCUUUAACUUUUUUUCCGGAAUUAUUAUGUGAAUUUUCUUAUAAUGGCCGCGGUAACAAGAAACGAACAUUUCAGAAACUCCUAGUUAAUAAAGUUAUUUUUGUCCUUACUAUCAAAAAAUUUGCAAUGACUGAUAACGCAACCAAUGAAAUUGAACAAAUUAUAAAGUAUGUUCUUAUUCAAACGCCGUUCAAAAUCAAAGAUCGUACUGCAAGAAAAGAUUUUGUUUAA
Molecule: messenger RNA, 1476 nt
Organism: Melanaphis sacchari
Lineage: Eukaryota; Metazoa; Arthropoda; Insecta; Hemiptera; Aphididae
Exons: 11
Coding region: 1-1476 (491 amino acids)
Source: RefSeq, a predicted model, not a curated record